Triplophysa dalaica is the source of this 2566-nucleotide messenger RNA. RefSeq names its product solute carrier family 39 member 6 (gene slc39a6). Gene Ontology annotation, cellular component: membrane. The transcript is spliced from 11 exons. The record is from RefSeq and is a predicted model, not a curated record. NCBI's taxonomy places the organism in Eukaryota, Metazoa, Chordata, Actinopteri, Cypriniformes, Nemacheilidae. Bases 160 to 2277 code for a protein of 705 amino acids. Gene Ontology annotation, molecular function: zinc ion transmembrane transporter activity. Gene Ontology annotation, biological process: intracellular zinc ion homeostasis; zinc ion import across plasma membrane.
GCGUCCUGUCUAAAACAAAAGACACUCGGUUUCCGGUCUUAUGAUGACGUAUUUUUUUGCACACGGUCUGGUCAAGGAGCGCGUGGUGUUGUGUGCAGAAUAGCCACCGAGAACGCGCUUACGUUUGAGUGUGGUGUGCGUGGAGCUCCGGAUGCAGGUAUGAUCGGACGGUGGCCACGCCUCCUGACAGUUACGUCACUGGCACUGCUGGUGGCGUGCUCCGUGGGGGCGGGACCGGAAUGCAGGUCCGUCACCAUUGAGACUGAUAGUCGCAUUGCAGAACAGGUUCAGCAGCGCCACCUGCAUGCACUGUUUGAGAAGUAUGGCCAAAACGGGAGUAUUUCCUUAGAGGGCUUGUUCGACCUGCUUAAGGGGGUGGGGCUAGGCCACAUCCGGAAAGUGAUGGUACAUCACCAUGGAAACACACACAAUCAUACACAUUCGCAUUCUCACGGACAUACCCAUGUGGACAAACUCACUACACACGCGCAAGCCGUUGCCAGCAAGAAGGUAGAGGGAGACCAUACUGUGGAGAAGAGUGAACCUGUCACAAAAGUGCAGCCUGAUCCCGCCCCUGGGAAGAAGAGCGAAUCGGAUGCGCACCACAAUCUCUACAUGAAGGUGAAUCAGGAACUGACCACACCUUUGACCACUCCGUCCGCUGCCACAAAAUCGCGACGAACUAAUCGUAGCGCUGACUAUGAUUUAACCCAGGACCAUGCUCCCUUUGCCGUCCAGCCAAACGUAACGCACACUAACCACACCCACCAGGCUGAAGAUGCACACACCCAUGUACACGAGGAUGACCAUGAUGAGCAUGAACACAUCCAUCUCAGUCUGGAGUGUCAAAACGCCUCCACAAUCCUGCAGUCGCAUGGCAUGAUAAAGGAAGCGGGUGUGUCUGUCAGUGACUUUGCUUACUUGUGUCCCGCCCUUCUCAUGCAAAUGGAUUCAAAGUCGUGCCUCGUGCACGACAAUGGCCAGUUAGAUCACACCAGUCAUCACAAUCAUCAUCAUCGCCACCACAGUCUACAUAAUCACACCAAUGGCAGAAGCCAAAGGAGUCCCUCUAUUACUGUUGCUUGGAUGGGAGGAUUUCUCUCCAUCACUUUAAUCAGCUUGCUGGCGCUAGUGGGUGUGGUUUUGAUUCCGCUGAUGAACAGAGUUUGCUUCAACUUCCUGCUAAGCUUCCUGGUGGCCCUUGCUGUGGGCACUCUCAGCGGAGAUGCGUUCCUGCAUCUCAUACCACAUUCACAGGGCCAUAACAUGCACAGCCACUCUGAGCAUCAUGACCAUGGAGAGGAGGGGGAAGAGGAUUCUCUUAGACCCGUGUGGACCGGACUGACCGCGCUGAGUGGGGUCUACAUUAUGUUCCUCAUCGAGCACUUUCUCACCCUUGGCAAAAUGUAUAAGGACAAAAAGCAGAAGAAGAGGGUUGAUCUCGCCGCCGAAGUUCUGGAAUCUGAGAAACAGCCAUCACUGGAAGACAAUGGCGUCAAAACACUCGAUGCUGCUGAAACGAAUGGGGGAAGUGCGUGUGCGCGGGGCUUGGCAGAAGAAGAAGAAGUAAUGUUGGGGGCGGAGCUCUACACCGACAUGGAUUGUGAAAACAAAUGCCACUCCCACUUUCAUGAUACUGUCGGCCAGUCAGACGAGCAGCAUCAUCAUCACCAUGACUAUCACCAUAUAUUGCAUCACCAUCAUUCCCAGAACCACCAUCCUCACACGCACACGCAUAGGCACACGCAGUCCUACUCACUUCAGCACUUCCAGCAGGCUGGCGUGGCUACUCUUGCUUGGAUGGUCAUCAUGGGGGAUGGACUUCAUAACUUCAGUGAUGGACUUGCCAUAGGAGCAGCUUUCACCGAAGGGUUGUCCAGUGGUCUUAGUACCUCAGUUGCUGUAUUCUGUCAUGAACUUCCACAUGAGCUGGGUGAUUUUGCGGUCUUGCUGAAAGCGGGUAUGUCGGUACGACAGGCCAUUCUCUACAAUUUGCUGUCGGCCCUGAUGGGAUAUCUGGGGAUGAUCACAGGCAUUCUGAUUGGUCAUUACGCAGAAAACGUGUCCAUGUGGAUCUUCGCUCUGACGGCUGGACUUUUUUUGUAUGUCGCCCUUGUAGACAUGGUACCUGAAAUGUUACACAAUGACGCGGGUGAAGCAGGCUUCAGCCAUUAUGGUUUCUUCCUCCUGCAAAAUGCUGGAAUUCUCCUGGGCUUUGGAAUCAUGCUGGUCAUUGCAAUAUUUGAGCACAAGAUACAACUGGACAUUGGCUUCUGACGUUACAACGGCAUCUAAAUAUGAAAUCUCAUCUAGUCUUAAACAGGUGAAGGCAGCUUGAAAUGCACCAUCAGUUACUCUCUCGCUUGUGGGCAAAUAAUACAGUAUUUAUAGGAUUGACUGUUACAGUUUCAGUUUAAAGAAAUGUGCCACAUUGAGAAUGUGUUUUUGUUAUGUUUUUUUGUUAUACGGUGCUGUACAGUGGUUGGUGAAAUGAGUGUUGCUUUGAUCAUUUUGCACAUGUUGCCAAUCCAACAUUCCAGUAAAAACAUAUGAGUGUUUCAACAGA